AGUGUCGGGUAGAGUGAUAAACAAUUGUUUAGUGCGUACAAGCUGGUCCAUUGGAACAACACAAACCAAACCACAAUUCCACAGAAUGCUCUAUAAAUUGCAACACACUCUACCUAGAUUUCUCAUUGAUGGGAGUGAUCCUCUUAUGUCUUUCAUAGUUCACAUAGCUUCUUGCUAUUUUUGCUUUUCAUGAUUACUGUUCUGUUUCAAAAGUUCAUUGAUUAGCUAGCAGCUUCAAUAUUUCCCACAUAUAUAUAUAACAUUUAUUUAUAUAUUUAUAGAACUAUCAAUGGCACUUCAAUAUUCAUCCUCAAGUUGGAGCUGCAGGUUUUCCAUGACAAUAGGGGUUGCCUUGUGCCUCCUUGUGCUCUUGAAUAAUGCAAGUUAUUCAUCUGCUCGUUUAUUGUUGAACAGAACCAAAGGAGUCUUCAUGUCCAAAGAACAGGUUAGGAGAAACCUCCUUGAAAAUGGACUUGGCCAGACACCCCCCAUGGGGUGGAAUAGCUGGAAUCAUUUUGGCUGUCACAUUAACGAAGACUUGAUUAGAGAAACAGCUGAUGCUAUGGUGUCAACGGGCCUUGCUGCUCUAGGUUAUCAAUAUAUUAAUAUAGAUGAUUGCUGGGGAGAGCUUAACAGAGACUCACAGGGCUAUUUGGUUGCUAAACCUUCAACAUUCCCUUCAGGAAUUAAGGCUUUAGCUGAUUAUGUUCAUAACAAAGGUUUAAUGUUGGGGAUCUAUUCUGAUGCUGGAAAUCAAACAUGUAGCAAAACUAUGCCUGGAUCUUUAGGACAUGAAGACCAAGAUGCAAAAACAUUUGCUUCCUGGGGAGUUGAUUACUUGAAGUAUGAUAAUUGUAACAACAAUGAUCUAGACCCUAAAGAAAGGUACCCACCAAUGAGUGAAGCUUUAUUAAACUCUGGAAGACCAAUCUUCUACUCUUUGUGUGAAUGGGGAUCAGAAGACCCAGCAACUUGGGCCAAAAGUGUGGGAAAUAGUUGGAGAACAACAGGAGAUAUAGAAGAUAAGUGGAAUAGUAUGACAUCUCGUGCAGAUCAAAAUGAUAAAUGGGCUUCUUAUGCUGGACCUGGAGGAUGGAAUGAUCCUGAUAUGCUAGAAGUUGGAAAUGGAGGCAUGACAACAGAAGAAUAUCGUGCCCAUUUCAGCAUAUGGGCAUUAGCUAAGGCUCCUUUAUUGAUUGGUUGUGACAUUCGAGCACUUGAUGCCUCCACAAAGGAACUGCUAAGCAAUUCAGAAGUUAUAGCAGUAAACCAAGACAAACUAGGAGUUCAAGGAAAGAAGGUGAAAAGUAAUAAUGAUUUGGAGGUUUGGGCAGGUCCCCUCAGUGAUAAGAAAGUAGCAGUGAUCUUAUGGAAUAGAAGUUCAUCCAAAGCAACAGUAACUGCAUCCUGGUCUGACAUAGGCCUUGAAACAGGAACUUUGGUUGAUGCAAGAGAUUUAUGGGAGCAUUCAACACAAUCAUCAGUUUCAGGAGAAAUCUCUGUUGAAUUAGAUUCACAUGCUUGUAAGAUGUAUGUCCUGUCUCCCAUCUAAGUUGUUAAUUUCUUGAGGCAGAAAAGGAGGUAAAACAAUUGGCAACAAUUCAAUGUUCCAAAAACGGAAAGAGAAAUCAACUGGAAAUUUAUUUGUCAGCAGGAAAUAUAGAAACAAAUGAAUAAGUUAUAUUUCUCGUGAGGUUUCCAUUGUAAUGCAAUAAAAGUCUUUCAAAGCACUAUAUAUAGUUUGACAUUUUUAUCUAUUCCUUCUAGUGAUUCUUUUU
Messenger RNA from Gastrolobium bilobum, 1778 nucleotides. Its product is annotated as alpha-galactosidase-like. The record is from RefSeq and is a predicted model, not a curated record. NCBI's taxonomy places the organism in Eukaryota, Viridiplantae, Streptophyta, Magnoliopsida, Fabales, Fabaceae. Gene Ontology annotation, biological process: carbohydrate metabolic process. The transcript is spliced from 15 exons. Bases 290 to 1552 code for a protein of 420 amino acids. Gene Ontology annotation, molecular function: hydrolase activity, hydrolyzing O-glycosyl compounds.